Messenger RNA from Peniophora sp. CBMAI 1063, 1836 nucleotides. NCBI's taxonomy places the organism in Eukaryota, Fungi, Basidiomycota, Agaricomycetes, Russulales, Peniophoraceae. The record is from the annotation of a GenBank genome assembly.
AUGAACGCGCAACUCGAACAGCUGGAGGCUACGUCGGAAGAAGCAUGGAAAGCGCACAUCAAUAACCGGCUUGCCCCGCUCGUAUCCGUUACCAACCACCCAUCUCCCAGUACAGCUAUUCUGGCUACCGCGCAUCGUGCAACUCUCGCCGAACUGGACGAAGCGCUGAAGGCCGCGAACCUCAUACGCUCCUCACUCAAUAACCUCAUCCCUAUCUGCCGAUUACCAGCCGAAGUCUUGUCACAAAUCUUUGCGCACCUCUCAGAGGUAUAUCGCCCUGAUUGCGACUAUUAUCACAGAAUGGCAUCUCUUGGAUGGGUCUGUGUCCUGCACGUGUGUCGCCGCUGGAGAGAGGUGGCUCGAGGAUGCGGCGAACUAUGGACCAGCAUCGAACUCGACCUUGGAUCGAAAUGGUUGACCCUAUUCCUCGAACUAUCUCACUCUCGACCUCUCACGUUACGCCGCAUGCCGAGGAAGAGCCAUCAACACGCACCUGACUGGAAAACGAAAUCGUUCGCAAUUCAGGCAUUGAAGUCUGGUCCUCUUCUUGAACGGUUGGAAACAUUGGAAAUCAUCGAACAGGAGUUCUUUCCUGUCGGCGCACAGUACACGGACUUCCUGGAGGCUUUAGCCAGCCUGCCUCCAGGGGCUCUGCCCCGUCUUCGCACACUGCGGCUCAACCCGCCUUAUCGGGUGACGGCAGCACAUACGUUCCCCGUGCACAUCCUCGCAUCCGUCACCAACCUAACACUCACGGCUAAUAUGAUCGGUGGGCAGGAUAUCUGGCCAAGGCUACCUAAUGCCUUUCGGAGUCUACACUUCCUUGUAGGGCCCAAACAUAAACGUGGAAUCUCUCAGCACGAUCUCCAGGGAUUUAUUCCCUUCAUCAGCCGCUGCGAUCAGCUCUCGACCCUGGAAAUUCACUCGAAUUUCUUAAACGUUAUACCUGUCGAUGAGGACGAGGACAUCCGUCUUCCUGCCAUACGAUCUCUCAGCUUACGCGGGAAAACAAGUAUAGUUCUUAGCUUGUUGCGAAGACUGUCCGCACCUGCGUACCUCAAGAAACUUAGCAUCAAUACUUUCGUUGCUGAAGGGAGCAUGCUCUUGAACCCCGUCGCCGACAUCAUAUCCUCUAUGCCCUGCGCCCAAGCACAGUACCAGACACUGUUCCUGGGACACUACGCCAUUAAGGACAGUCAACGCAGCCGCGAUAAAGGAUAUGUUGCUUUGCAAGCCCGUAUGUCAGAUACUCAUGCAAUCGAUGGUGAACACCUAGGCCCCGAGGACAUGGUCCUUGACCUCCGGCUCCGCCAUGGCAAACACUCCGAGAAUGACUUCGCGCAGAGGUCUGCCCUCGCCGACGAGUUACUUCGCAUCGUGAACUCAGCGAGCGUCAAAACUCUCAUUGUCAGAGGUCUCCAUGCCCCUCCGGGGAUCUGGAAGCGGUGGUUCGGCGGUAUGCGCACAAUCUCUUGUCUUAUCCUGCAGAGAUCCGAGGUACUCGCCCUGCUUCGAGCGCUCGGCCUACCUGCCACCGAAGCCCUGAUUCUCAACAAUCGCGACGAUGCUCUCUUCCCGGAACUGAAGACACUCUCUAUCUCGUACGCCAACUUCUCUAAGAUGAUCGCUCCAGCUCUGGAGCGAGGUCAUGCUGCGGCUGUACUCAAAGAGACCUUGACCUCGCGCAUGAUGGUCGGAUGCACGACGAAACAUCUCCUUUUGCGUGAAUGUAAAGUGGAGGAGCAGGAGCUUCGGACGUGGGUCGACGCAGUACCGGUACACUUACGCGAUUGGACGUUGGAAAGUCUGCAAGAAGGGGCAGUUCGUUCGCGGUAG